This is a messenger RNA of Meloidogyne enterolobii, 561 nucleotides long. The record is from the annotation of a GenBank genome assembly. NCBI's taxonomy places the organism in Eukaryota, Metazoa, Nematoda, Chromadorea, Rhabditida, Meloidogynidae.
AUGGACCUUACGAAGAAAAUUACAACUAAAUGUACUAUUGAACUUAAGUCUACAACUAAUUUUGUCAAUAAUUUAAUGAAUUAUAUACAAUUUUUACUUUUUUGCUGCCCAAAUUUAGAAUCUAUUGAUUUUGAUUUUACUUUUGAUUCGAAGUUGAAAACCGAUUUUUUUAGCUACUCAGGCUCUUAUGAAUCGACUUCUGAUGACUUUAUUCUUUUAAUUUCACCUGAAGAAUAUGUUACAAAUCUUGAAUUAUUUUUUACUGCAAUUAUUGAUUUUCUCAAAAAUCUAGAAAAGGGUGGUAAAGAUUUGAAAAUUAAAAUAGAAUUUUAUUCAACAUUUAAUACAGAUACUUUUGAUCUUAUUCCUACUGAUAAUAAACUUUUUUCUAUGGGAACACAUAUCGAAAUAAUUUCGCUUGGCAAUUAUCUUGACGAGUCUUCAGCAUAUCAUGCACGUGAUAUAGAAAUUGUUGAUUCUAUUGGAAGACAACAUAAAUGUUUAUUCAAAAUAAUUUCUUUAAUGUGUACGUUUUCUUUUCUAUUAAUAUUUUCGGAGUAG